UUGUUAAAUGUCAUAUUUUGGUGAGAAAAAGGGUUGUAGUUGGUUUCUCAUGCACUAUUCCUCCUUCCCUAUUUUCUCCUCCUUUCAUUUCUAUUGAUUCCCUAGUCCCUACUUUUUGGGAGAUCUAAUAUUCAUAUAAAUUAAAAAAGACAUUAUUUUUUCUCCAUCUUCCUCCCCUUUCAGAAUUCAAAUGGCAAGCAGAAAGAUCUCAUCUUUGUUGUCUCGCUCACUUUCAUCUUAUCUCUGUUCAUCUGCUGGGAGGAGUUCUUCAGUAAGGAGGGGAUUAAAAAGAUUCAGCACUGCUGCUGCUAUUGAUGAACCAAUUACCCCUUCAGUGGAAGUAAAUUAUACAAAGCUUCUUAUUAAUGGCCAAUUUGUAGAUGCAGCUUCAGGGAAAACUUUUCAUACGGUAGACCCUCGGACUGGGAAUGUGAUUGCUGAUGUUGCUGAAGGUGAUUUCGAAGAUGUGAAUAGAGCGGUAUCUGCUGCUAGGAAAGCAUUUGACGAAGGACCAUGGCCGAAGAUGACAGCUUAUGAAAGGUCCAGAGUCCUUUUGAGAUCUGCGGAUCUAAUUGAUAAACAUAAUGAUACUAUUGCUGCUCUUGAAACAUGGGAUAACGGGAAGCCCUAUGAGCAAUCUGCCAAAAUUGAAGUACCUAUGCUUGCACGUCUUAUGCGGUACUAUGCUGGCUGGGCAGAUAAAAUACACGGUCUUACUGUUCCUGCUGAUGGGCCAUACCAUGUGCAGACUUUGCAUGAACCAAUUGGUGUAGCGGGCCAGAUUAUUCCGUGGAACUUUCCUCUUUUAAUGUUCGCUUGGAAGGUUGGACCUGCCUUGGCUUGUGGCAAUACAGUCGUUAUCAAGACAGCCGAACAGACUCCUUUAUCAGCACUUUAUGUUGCUAAUCUGUUUCACGAGGCGGGACUCCCUCCUGGUGUUCUGAAUGUGAUUUCUGGUUUCGGCCCAACUGCUGGGGCAGCUCUUUGCUCUCACAUGGAUGUAGACAAGCUUGCUUUUACUGGAUCAACUAGCACCGGAAAACUGGUCCUUGAAUUAGCGGCAAAAAGCAAUCUCAAGCCAGUAACUUUGGAGCUUGGCGGAAAGUCCCCAUUUAUCAUAUGUGAAGAUGCAGAUGUAGAUCAUGCAGUGGAGACUGCUCAUUUUGCUCUAUUUUUCAAUCAGGGGCAAUGUUGUUGUGCUGGUUCCCGCACAUAUGUUCAUGAACAGAUCUACGAUGAGUUUGUUGCAAAAGCAAAGGCGCGCGCUGAAAAGCGAACAGUUGGUGAUCCAUUCAAGCAGGGCAUUGAACAAGGUCCACAGAUUGAUCCUGAACAGUUUAAUAAGAUUUUAUCGUACAUUAAAUCUGGUGUCGAGAGUGGAGCUACGCUGGAAACUGGUGGAGACAAGCUUGGCUCCAAGGGAUACUAUGUUAAGCCUACAGUUUUUUCGAAUGUCAAGGAUGACAUGUUGAUAGCGCAAGAUGAAAUUUUCGGUCCAGUACAAACUAUCUUGAAGUACAAGACAAUCCAUGAAGUGAUACAUAGAGCAAAUGCAUCCAGUUAUGGAUUAGCAGCGGGAGUUUUCACGCAGAAUCUCGAUACUGCUAACACCUUAUCGCGCGCUCUUAGAGCCGGUACAAUAUGGAUAAACUGUUACGAUGUUUUUGAUGCUGCAAUUCCUUUUGGUGGGUACAAAAUGAGCGGAAUCGGUAGAGAGAAAGGAAUUUACAGCUUGAAGAACUACUUGCAAGUGAAGGCAGUCGUCACUGCAUUGAAGAAUCCUGCUUGGUUAUAAACCAUAAAAACUUAAUUCUCGUCCCCAUUCGUGUUUUCGAUUAAUAAAGAUGUAGCUCAAGAUAUUAUGCCUAUUUCUUCUUUUUUUUUUCAUCAUCGUACGUUAUUUAAACUGAUGAAAAAUGUUGAAUCGUCGAUGAUGAUGAGAUCCUUAUCUAUAUAUUGCAAGUGUUAAUGAUGUUGAUAAAUUUGGUUGUUAGCAACCCAUGGAUUUGGACUGGAAAACCAAUAUGUGUGGCUGUUAUUACUUAACAUCAGUUUUGGCAAACCUUAA
Molecule: messenger RNA, 2068 nt
Organism: Amaranthus tricolor (Joseph's coat)
Lineage: Eukaryota; Viridiplantae; Streptophyta; Magnoliopsida; Caryophyllales; Amaranthaceae
Product: benzaldehyde dehydrogenase, mitochondrial-like
Exons: 11
Coding region: 191-1795 (534 amino acids)
Molecular function (GO): aldehyde dehydrogenase (NAD+) activity
Source: RefSeq, a predicted model, not a curated record